AUGAGUGAUAAAACACGUUAUAGCAAACAACUUAAUAAGGGAGUAAGAUCUAAACAAGUGAAUAGUGCAGUACAUGGGUAUGAUAUCGCCGACCUUACGAAGAUCGGGCACUCCAUCUUGAGUUCCACACUCCUACUCGAGAACACUACACGCGCAUGGUUAAAGCCAACAUUGCAUACCUCUAGUCUCUACGGCAACGUCGGUCGCCCGUGGGAAAUCUACCGCGCCGCGGAUAUUGGUCCAAGCAAGCGCCUCGUUGAUCUGUAUACCAAGCAAGGCGACAUUGGACUCUACCAAGCGAACUUGGCAGUGGUGCCUGACUACAAUAUCGGCUUCGCCCUCGCAAUAGGAGGCACAGGCGCACCUCUCUGGCUCGACGACCUCGUCGUAUACAAGCUCUUCCCCGCGCUCGAAGCCGCGGCCCGCGAACAAGCAGACGUCGUGUACGCAGGAACAUACACAGCAAAGAAUUGGAUCAGCAACGGCACGGACAUGCUGAUCGUGUUUGCCAAACUCUUUGCGGGCGACUCCUACACUGCCACCUCCGAGCCUCUGACGCCCUCUGCCCUGCGCGUCUAUCCGACCAACUUGGAAAGGGAGACAGAAGAUGGCAGGGAGGUGGCGUGGCGCAUGAGUUUGGAUCAGCAGGCUGGCGCCGUGUUUACGGGGCCGUUUUCGGCAGGUAACUCGUGGGGUAGUGUGGAUCUGCUUGUGUUGGGGAAGUUUCCAAUUGAUAAGUUCCUGUUUACGAUGAAUGGGGAGAAGGGUAGGGUUAAGAAGGCGGUUAGUUUGAGUCUAAGGGCUUUCAAUGUUGUGUUGGAGAAGGAUGGAUAUUUAAGUGUCUUGGGGGGUCUGGGUCACUUUGAAUAUGGUUGGGAGCCUGCGGAGAAGUUGCCAUAG
Lindgomyces ingoldianus is the source of this 900-nucleotide messenger RNA. RefSeq lists its product as uncharacterized. Lineage: Eukaryota; Fungi; Ascomycota; Dothideomycetes; Pleosporales; Lindgomycetaceae. The coding region runs from base 1 to 900 and encodes 299 amino acids. The record is from RefSeq and is a predicted model, not a curated record. The transcript has 5 exons.